Messenger RNA from Amoebophrya sp. A25, 992 nucleotides. NCBI's taxonomy places the organism in Eukaryota, Dinophyceae, Syndiniales, Amoebophryaceae. The record is from the annotation of a GenBank genome assembly.
GUUCGUUACUAUCUUGUCUUGCCAGUGGUAGAGAAUGAGCACCAAAGACGUAUGAUGAUGACGGAAUGGUCUCAUAUUCCCUAUUCUUGGGCUAUGUCGUACCAAAAAGUGCUGCGCAUCUUAUGGGGCUGUGCGGAUGCUCAUGGAGCGGCGUGGAUUCCAAGAUGAACAGACACAGCCCAGAAGAUGAAAAGAUGCAACCCAGAAGAAAGAGCAACGAUGAUGAACCUGGACUUGGAGGUAGAUUCUUUUUAUAUGAGCUAGUGCACAAAUGUCUUGUUCUUGUCGCCCGCUCGUUCGUUGGCCAGAAGCCGGCAAUUAUGAGACCCAGGAAGCUGAUCGGAGUGAGUGACAGAGUGCGAGAAAUCAAGACCAUCAAAAUGGCGUGCAGAGUACCAGAGUAAAUUAUAUAUUGAAAUUAUGCUAGAAAUAAAUCGAAAUCGAAGACACCAGUUUCAUAAAUACAAUGCGAGUAGAGACGAGCAUGACUGAGUUCGGAAACAGUGGCGCACUGUAUGGGACGAGCGACAAAAGGAGAGCAUUUUCCACUAUCGUUUCGACGAUUUACUCUGACCAUCCGAUGUUGAGCGAAUUCGUUUUCGAGAAACGAAGCGGCUGAAGAUUUAGAUUGUGACUGGAACGACAAUAACAGAGGUACUAGUAAAGUAAACCAAUUCAAAUUCUUUGAUCGUGUAUUUUUCAGUGUGUAGUUACUUAGAGUCGGAGUUGUCCGCUCGAGUCGGGUUUGCAGUAUGCCUAGGUAGAUGAUAUGUUCUCGGCCCAAAGAUAGCAAUUCUGAAAGUAUAUUAUGCACGUGACCCGUUCUCAGAAAAUAAUUGCGUGUGCAAACUACUGCACAAACUCCAUUACAGUUUCAUUCUUAGACAUGGUGCUUAUUUAUAUACCUCCACAUCUUCUCUGAUAAUCAAACUUGUAGGAAAAAGAAACAUCCUUCUAGGAAAAGUCUACACAGACAGAUAGUUGCAAGAUGA